AUGCUGGCUGAUACAGAUGCGGCUGCCAGUCUCGUCGACAAGCGUGUGCUGAAGCGUCUCGGACGAGCCUCCGAACCGCUACGACCUUAUACUGGGGGCUUGGAUAGUGUCUCGGGACACAAGAUUCGCGUUAGUGGGGUUAUCGACUUGCCCGUCACGCUUGGAACGCUGGAGAAGACGCUUCCUUUCGCGUUCCGUGCGGUGAUUGACCUCGAAGAGCAGUCCAUGACACUGAAGGAGACGGGAGACGUGAUUCCGUUGGGUGCGACAAGGGUCGAAGAAACCUACGCGGCUACGAUAUCGUCGACGGUGCGUUUAGAACCCGGACGUCAGGCCUUACUGAGAUCGAGCGUUCGCGGAACGAUGAAGGGCCACUCAGCUGUGUUGGUCGAGGGCGUUCCCGGAACGGACGAGGCUUUGAGAGUCGCGAGGACGUUGUGUACCGUGACGGAUGGAACGGUUCUGGCGCGUACGUCGCUGCUGUAA
Phytophthora infestans T30-4 is the source of this 486-nucleotide messenger RNA. RefSeq lists its product as uncharacterized. The transcript is spliced from 3 exons. NCBI's taxonomy places the organism in Eukaryota, Oomycota, Peronosporomycetes, Peronosporales, Peronosporaceae. The record is from RefSeq and is a predicted model, not a curated record. Bases 1 to 486 code for a protein of 161 amino acids.